This is a messenger RNA of Tachysurus fulvidraco (yellow catfish), 1962 nucleotides long. It is a transcript of the gene ppm1h, whose product is annotated as protein phosphatase, Mg2+/Mn2+ dependent, 1H. Gene Ontology annotation, molecular function: protein serine/threonine phosphatase activity. The coding region runs from base 331 to 1962 and encodes 543 amino acids. The transcript has 10 exons. The record is from RefSeq and is a predicted model, not a curated record. Gene Ontology annotation, biological process: protein dephosphorylation. Lineage: Eukaryota; Metazoa; Chordata; Actinopteri; Siluriformes; Bagridae.
GAUGAUCUCUAACAUAUGUAUAUUUGUUUUUUACCUCCUGCCCUCCAGCCCAUACAUUUACUAUCAGAUCUAUAAAUAAGGAUCAGAAGAGACGAUAAAACAGAAGAAUUGUCUUUCUUUUAUCAGAUGAAAACUGCUGAUAAGUCAAGAAGCUCAGAGCACUUUAAGGACUGCGGGCAGGUUGGGCACAUGACGUCAUUCAGUAGGGCUUCUGUUCGGCGUUGACUCUAUGCUGCAGGAGCUGAAUGAAGUUGACAGGCAGCCAGUGUUCAGUGUUCAGUGUUCAACCUUCACGGUGGUGUUAAACAGCGCUGUGUCUCAUUUCUUAUCAUGCUCACACGGAUGAGAUCCGCCGUUUCCAACAUGAUCGGCGGCAUCAUGGCUUCUGGUGGUGGUGGUGUUGGUGGUGUUGGUGCAAACCAGGAGAAUGACGACGUGGGCAAUGAGCUACCGCUGAGAUUCCCGUACUCUCGACCCGAGUUCCUCGACCUGUGUGUGGAUGAGCUGCAGUGCGCCACUGACCACAUCACCAGACCGAUCGUGAACGCCAAGGAGAGCAGCCGACUGCCCUGGUCCACUGGCUACGCAGAGGUGAUUAAUGCUGGUAAAAGUGCUCUGAAUGAAGACCAGGCCUGCUGUGAGGUGGUGGAGCUGAGGAAAAGACCUGCGGAUCCCGCUAGCCCAAGCUACACUCCCACCAGCAGGAGGCGAGCUUCACUACCAACCAGAGAAUCUCUGGAGUCUACAGAGGACUCUGUCAUUCAGGAGAGCUCAGUGAGUGGCUUAGUCGCCUCGGCUCCAUCGCAUGAAGAGGAAGAGCUGUAUUUUCACUACUGGGCACUUUUUGAUGGCCACGCUGGCUCCGGUGCUGCCGUCUUUGCGUCUAAGCUCCUGCACCUGCACGUCGAGGAACAGCUGCAGAGUGUGCUGGAAAUCCUUCAAAAGCCUUCACUGCAGCCUCCUACAUGUCUCGGCGAGGAGAGCAGCUUGCAUGUUCGCCCGUCAGCCUCAUCACAGCGAGCGCUAUCCAGAGCCGCAUCACUGAGGGGUGCUGCAGGAGCUCCAGGUUCACCCAACACACCAACACCACGCUUCUUCAUGGAGAAGAAAGUGAAGCAGGAGAGUUUGGUGAUCGGUGCAAUUGAGAAUGCUUUCAAAGAGAUGGACAAACAUAUCGGCAGAGAGAGAAGUGUGUAUGAUAUCUCUGGAGGGUGCACAGCUUUAGUGGUGAUCUGCUUGUUGGGAAAGCUUUAUGUGGCCAAUGCAGGAGACAGCAGGGCCAUAAUUCUGCGUAGUGGGGAAAUCAUCCCAAUGUCAAGUGCCUUCACUCCAGAGUCAGAGAGACAGAGACUUCAGUGUUUGGCUUAUAUGCAGCCUCACUUGUUGGGAAAUGAGUUCACGCAUUUGGAGUUCCCUAGAACGGUUUGCAAGAAGGAGGUGGGGAAGAGGAUGUUGUACAGAGACUACAGCAUGAAAGGCUGGGCAUAUAAAACUCUACAGGAGGAGGACCUGAGGUUUCCACUGGUUUUUGGAGAAGGGAAGAAGGCCCGGGUGAUGGCCACUAUCGGAGUGACCAGAGGACUCGGUGAUCAUGACCUGAAGGUGCAUGGCACUGAUAUCUGCAUUAAACCUUUUCUCUCCUGCAGUCCAGAGGUCAGAAUGUACAACUUGGAGCAGUUUGAGCAUGGGGCUGAUGAUGUCAUGAUUUUGGCUACAGAUGGCUUAUGGGAUGUUCUCUCUAACAAGGAAGUGGCUGAGGCAGUUACUAGUUUCCUUGGAAACUGUGACCCUGACAACCAUUACAGGUACACGCUGGCAGCUCAGGAGUUGGUGAUGAAAGCUCGAGGUGUACUUACUGAACAAGGCUGGAGGACACCGAUCGGUAGACUGGGAUCUGGGGAUGACAUAUCUGUUUACAUCAUUCCUCUAAUGUUCGGAAACAGACAGCCACAGUCAAGGUGA